Ilex paraguariensis (yerba mate) is the source of this 1686-nucleotide messenger RNA. Lineage: Eukaryota; Viridiplantae; Streptophyta; Magnoliopsida; Aquifoliales; Aquifoliaceae. The record is from the annotation of a GenBank genome assembly.
AUGUCUCAAGUUGAGGCCUUGUGGGAGCGGUUGGUGCGUGCAGCACUACGUAGGGAAAGGACCGGUACUGAUGCAUAUGGCCGGCCAGAGAGUGGCAUUGCUGCAAAUGUCCCAUCAUCGCUUCCAAACAACAGGGACAUAGAUUCCAUUUUGAGAGCUGCGGAUGAGAUUCAAGAUGAAGACCCAAAUGUUUCCAGAAUCUUAUGUGAGCAUGCUUAUUCUUUGGCUCAAAAUUUAGAUCCUAAUAGCGAGGGAAGGGGCGUGUUACAGUUCAAGACUGGUUUGAUGUCUGUAAUCAAGCAAAAGCUUGCAAAGAGGGAAGGUGGAAGCAUUGACAGAAGUCUAGACAUUGCUCGCUUACAGGAGUUCUAUAAGAAGUAUAGAGAGAAGCAUAAUGUAGACGAGCUACGGGAAGAGGAAAUGAAGUUGAGGGAGUCGGGUGCUUUCAGUGGUGACCUUGGAGAGUUGGAACGUAAAACUGUGAAAAGGAAAAGGGUUUUUGCAACUCUGAAAGUAUUAGGGUCGGUACUUGAGCAGUUGACUGAGGAGGUUUCGCCUGAAGAGGCAGAAAAAUUAAUUCCUGAAGAGUUGAAACGCGUGAUGGAAUCAGAUGCAGCUAUGACACAGGAUCUAGUUGCCUAUAACAUUAUUCCACUGGAUGCUCCUACCAUAACAAAUGUGAUCAUUUCUUUUCCGGAGGUACGGGCGGCAGUGUCAGCCUUAAAGUACUUCAGGGGCCUACCAAAAUUGCCAGGGAAUUUUCCGAUACCUGCUACCAGGGAUGCAGAUAUGCUAGAUUUCCUGCAAUGUGUUUUUGGAUUUCAGAUCAUACAUGUUUGCAGAGUGAAACUUGUACUAAUUGAUUUUCGGGUUUCACAGCCUGGUUUGACCCUACGAUUUAAACGAAAGGAAGCUCCUUCUUCGUCGAUCUGUGACUGGAAGUCCAUUUUCUUGAGUGAAAUGUUGGUUGUGCAGAAAGACAAUGUUUCCAAUCAACGUGAACAUAUUGCUCACCUCCUUGCUAAUGAGCAAAGUCGGCUUCGUGUUCCUGAAGAACUUGAACCGAAGUUGGAUGAGACUGCUGUGCAGAAGGUAUUUUUGAAGUCCCUCGAGAACUACAUAAAGUGGUGUAACUAUCUGUGUAUCCAACCAGUAUGGAGCAAUCUGGAGGCUGUCAGCAAGGAAAAGAAGUUAUUGUUCAUUUCUUUGUACUUUCUGAUAUGGGGUGAAGCCUCCAACGUUCGAUUUCUUCCAGAAUGCUUGUGCUACAUAUUUCACCAUAUGGGAAGGGAAUUGGAAGAAAUACUACGGCAGCAAAUUGCGCAGCCAGCCAGCAGCUGUGUUUCCGGGAAUGAUGUUUCCUUUCUUGAUCAAGUUAUACGUCCUCUCUAUGAGGUGGUUGCUGCGGAAGCUGCAAACAAUGAUAAUGGGCGAGCACCUCAUUCUGCCUGGAGAAAUUACGAUGAUUUUAAUGAAUAUUUUUGGUCACUUCAUUGCUUUGAACUUAGUUGGCCAUGGCGCAAAACAUCAUCCUUCUUCCUAAAGCCAACACCGAGGUCAAAGGACUCUGUUGGCUUACUGGAUAGGAUAAUUAACUUCUAUGAUGUUCAAUCUUAUAAUUCGUUAUACUUCUUGCAUAUUGAAUUCUCUAUUCAUUUUGUGAACACCUGGAGAUAUACGCACUAA